Paramacrobiotus metropolitanus is the source of this 3573-nucleotide messenger RNA. RefSeq lists its product as uncharacterized. The record is from RefSeq and is a predicted model, not a curated record. Gene Ontology annotation, biological process: protein phosphorylation; mitotic cell cycle; intracellular signal transduction. The coding region runs from base 286 to 3210 and encodes 974 amino acids. NCBI's taxonomy places the organism in Eukaryota, Metazoa, Tardigrada, Eutardigrada, Parachela, Macrobiotidae. Gene Ontology annotation, molecular function: histone H3T3 kinase activity; ATP binding. The transcript has 10 exons. Gene Ontology annotation, cellular component: nucleus; cytoplasm.
AUGGAUAUUAAGAGGCAGUCAUUUUCUUUAGAAAUAAACUUUAUACGAGUACGAGAACAGGAGAUCAAUCGCUCUCCAGCUGCAUCCUACGCUAUUUUAAUUUUAAAAUAAUCCUUGAAUUUUUUCGGGAUUUGUUGUAGUUUUGGAACGUCGAACAUGCGGCUAGUGGGGGAAUUGCACGCUCAUUUUCCACUUUACGCCCAGCAGGCACAAAGCUGCAACAGUCUUAUCGUUUCGUGGUGAUUGUUAAAAUCAGUUAAUCCCACAUCCUUCUGUUAAUGGAAGAUGGCAUUCCCGCAUCGUGCUAAUUAUGCACGUCCCGGUUUCAAGCCCGUUUUGAUACGUUCUGAUCCCGAGUUCGAGGGCAUCAACGAUGCACUGUUUGGAAAACCACGCGCCCAACCUAUUAUACCCGGUGCAAACGACAGAGCGUCGUCUCCGCCUUCGGAACAAUCCCUGCCCUCCUCGCCUCCGAGGAAAUUUCGUAAAAGUGACACGAAAAAGAGACGACAUGGCCUGGUUGAUGCUCAACAACCGAAACUUCUCAGCGAAAGAUCUGAGAUAAAGCCCAGCGACGAGAGAGAUGAGGAUGCCACCAGCAUUAAAACAACAUCGACAGUUGCAUCUCGCGGCGGAGGAAAGAAGAAACGGAAACCUGCCCUCACCUACGAUAAUAUCUCUGCGACUGUCCGCAAAGCCGUUCGUCCUCAAAUACCGCAUUCGAAACUACCGAAACCGGUUAUAGACAUGAAGAACGACCCGGAAAUGUUGCGUUUUGAAGCGGAAAUGGAGGCAUUGAAGAAUUACACUCUUAAUGUUGAAUACGAAGACGAUUACUGGCGGGAAACAAGAAUGAAUGCCGAGCGCGAUAGAUCCGAAGAAUAUGCCAGAGCGGCGAGGGAUUUAAAUGAUCAUGCAGAACAUCUCCGCUAUCAAACCCCUCUCAUCAAUUUGAACCAGUCGGAAAUUUCCACACCACGGCGAUCGCGAGUUGUGGUCCGGAAGAUUAAGCCACGGGUAACCUUUGCAUCUCCUUCUACGGAAAUCGCUACUCCAACCAGGCCUCCUCGCCACAGUAUCCAGCCAGCUCAGCCAAGCGGUGACAAUCGGGUUUCCAGUCGUCUCACAAUCAAUACUACUCCCGGUGGCCCAUUAUCUUCUACCCCGAUCAAUUCCAAUCUGAAGAAUCGCCAGUUGGAUAUAACCGACAUGUCACCCAUCGUCAGUGCUUCUCGAGUAAUGGGGAAAUCGAGGAAAACUGUGGAUGACGUUGUAGUGCCGCCGAAUGUGGCUAAAGACAUUGCGGAGGCUGCAGAUGAAGAUUGGGUUGAUACUAGUAAAAGCAAAUCCCCUGUAAAACCUGUUCAGCGCCGCCGGUCAUCAAGAAAAAAAAGUGGUGUUGAAGUUAGCAACGAUGCCGCCAAAACUGGCAUUUCCCUUGUUCCUCGGGAAAACGAUGCGACUAGCGUCGAUGCGCAAGCGACCAGUCGUCUGCCUGAAAAGGAUACAGUGGAACCGGUUAUUGCCAGUGUGGCCAAUGUUACCAAUUCUCGAAUCGGAAGGUUUAAAAAACCAACUACUCCAUCCAUAUCGACCCGGCGAAAUGCGGAAGACUCAGAAAUUGUGGAGGUAAGAUACAGCAUGCCGGUUCGUCGCGGAAGGAACGAAGCCAUCCAUGUAGCUAGUCCAUCUAUAUCCACUCAGCGCGAUGCGGAAGGAUCACGCACCGUGGAAGCUCGAUUUAGCAUGCCUGUUCGUCGCAGAAAAAACGAAGUUAAUGAUUCCAAAGAUGACUCUGCGCGACCAAAUGAAACUACUACCUCCAAAAGGGCAUCGGAGCGUACUGAAUUUGGUACUGUGGUUGUGGCUACGGCGUCCAGUAUAUUUCCUAUUCGCCACACAAGAGCGUCAACUUCUGGGAGAAUUUCUCGAAACACAACCGCUCACACUCCGGCACCAGGUCAUGUGGCUCCUGCUGGGGUCACACCGGCAUCUAGUGUCCACUCGAAUGUAUCCGGCAUUCAGUACAAUAUUCAGCGUGAAUCCCUUUUUCCAUCCUUUUUCUCGCCAGCUGUAGUGCGCUUAAGUGAAAAAGCGCGUGACUCGCUCACCCAAAGCCGUAAUAACAUUUCCCGAGCAUCCGUGCGGAGAUCCGUUGUCCAGGGCACUCACAAAAGCCCACUUAAUCUCCUGCUGGAGAUUGCCACUCCUAAUCGGAUUAUAAAUACUGAUCACCUCCUGGAAGGCGAAGGUUUCACAGAUUUAACCAAAAUUGGGGAGGGAUCGUUUGCAGAUGUAUACAGCGCCUUCCGGAAUGGCGAGGAGGUGGUCCUGAAGAUUGUUCCCGUGGAUGGAAAGUAUGCCGAUGGCCAGGCGCAAACAUCUCUUGAUGACAUCUUGUCGGAAAGUAUUAUAUCCAUUGAGUUGACCAAGUUGUUGGUCGAUGGAACGGAAAUGUCGCUGGCUCCAGUAUUUGCCAAGACUCAUUUUAUUAAGGUGGCCGAAGGAUUGUAUCCGGAUGAAUUUUGCGAUCGCCACGAUUCGUUUGCUCGCAAUAAUCCAGAUGACUGCUUGAAUCAGCAUCCGUUAGCAUACGAACGGGACCAGCGGUUUGUGAUAAUUGGACUAAAGAACGGUGGACAAGACCUUGAAAACUUUCCGUUAGCAGACUAUCUGCAGGCCCGCAGCGUAUUUCAGCAAGUCGCUUUGGGUCUGGCCAUCGCCGAAGAUGCUGCAGAAUUUGAGCACAGGGAUUUACACAUCAGCAAUAUUCUCGUUCGCUUAACGACUGAAGACCACAUUCCAUUUCGAUGGAAGGAACAACAUUACAAUGUCCCGACUCACGGACUUCAAGUGACCAUAAUCGACUGCACACUGUCGCGCAUUCGCCAAAAUCAGCGCAUCAUUUUCAAGGAUUUGUCCAGUGAGAAGCAAAUCUUUGAUGGCGAAGGCGACAUACAGUAUGACGUGUAUCGGGCAAUGCGUGAUGAGAACGACAACGAUUGGAGUACAUUCCAGCCUCACACAAAUGUUCUUUGGCUAAAAUAUCUGCAGAAGAAACUUGUGAAGGAAAAAACCAUUAGUCGCGGUAACAAAGAGUCUCAGAGUGCUAAAAGAGAACUGGAGAGAUUAGGUCCGAAAUGGAAAUGUCCGUCGGCAGGUGAACUCGUGAAGAGCACAAAGAUGUUCAGUGAUCUCUUGGCAGUUUGAAUGUUGCGGUCACAGUGUAAAGGAUGAAUCUCAGGAAUUUGAUUCUCGUUUGUGUUUGCUGCCUUUCUGUAGUUCACCGAUCGUGUUGUUGUCUUCGGUUGAAAGUAAAACGAAUUGUGUGAUUUUCAAUAAGAAGCCACCGAUGAAGAAACCACCGGCUUUUCUUACCUGUACGGUUGGUACUUUGUAGCAUUGUUUCUGCUGCAAGCACCGGUACAAAGAUUGCGUCAAGCACAACCUGUUGCAUGGUUCUCCUGGAUUUAUGUUGGAACGUGUUAACUUUUUUUGUUUCCGUGGGCAUGUAGAAAUCCGUUAUCAAAGUGUUGGUUCGGACAUGAGCCAUUAGUAUUAACGUCUUUAUUU